AGGUGGAGGAGGAGCUGGAGGAGGUGGAGGAGGUGGAGGAGGUGGAGGAGGAGGCAAAGGGGCGGCGGCGGGGGCCGUGGUGGUGCCACGGAGUGUGGCUGAACUGCAGCGAAUUAAGCUGGAAAAGCUGAUGAAGAACCCGGACAAGCCGGUGAACAUCCCUGAGGGCCCACGCUCCUGGGCCCCCAAGGCGCCCCCUGAGUUUGUGCGUGACGUCAUGGGUUCGAGUGCCGGUGCCGGGAGCGGUGAGUUCCACGUCUACCGUCACAUCCGGCGUCGUGAGUACGUCCGGCAGGAGUACCACGAACGGCAGGCGAGCAAGACCAAGCAGGACGAGGACUUUGUGAAGAAGCUGCAGCACAAUAAGCUGAAAGGAGAGAAACAGACAGCGAGGAAGACGCUGAAACGGUGGAAACUAAAACAGAAGAAGUUGGCUGCUAAGGUGGCCAAGGUGGGAGACAACGCUCCCACUCAUCCCAGCGCAGCUUCGUCAUCGUCAUCAUCAGGCGCGGAGAGUGCGGAGGACGAUGCUGAGGAGCCGAGCUUCGUGAUGGGGGCGCGGUGAUGGGAGGAUGGCGGUGGUGGUGGUGAUGGUGAUGGUAGUGAUGGUGGUGGUGAUGGCGGCGAUGAUGGUGGUGAUGAUGAUG
This is a messenger RNA of Petromyzon marinus (sea lamprey), 647 nucleotides long. Lineage: Eukaryota; Metazoa; Chordata; Hyperoartia; Petromyzontiformes; Petromyzontidae. The record is from RefSeq and is a predicted model, not a curated record.